Messenger RNA from Pyricularia grisea, 837 nucleotides. RefSeq lists its product as uncharacterized. The transcript has a single exon. The record is from RefSeq and is a predicted model, not a curated record. Lineage: Eukaryota; Fungi; Ascomycota; Sordariomycetes; Magnaporthales; Pyriculariaceae. Bases 1 to 837 code for a protein of 278 amino acids.
AUGUGGGACGAAAACCCCUGUCUGAUCGAGGACCCAGUGCCCGGAACGCCAGAUGAUGCGCUGACGCCGCUGGUGCUGGUGCACGACGGCGGCGGCACCGUCUUCAACUACCACUGCAUCGACCCGCUGCUGGGCCGGCGGGUGAUCGGCAUCGCCAACCCAAACUUCCACACCGGCCGGUCCUGGCUGCCCGGUGGAAUCCCCGAGAUGGCUCGACACUACGUGCGGCUGCUGCGGGGCGCCUUUGAAGAGUCCGACGGUGCCGGCGCCGCCGCCGCCAAGAGGGGGAGGAGGAUCAUCCUGGGCGGCUGGAGCUUGGGCGGCCUGGUCGCGCUCGAGAUGGCCAAGGUGCUCCGGGGAGAUCGCGCUCUCAGGGUCGUGGGCCUCGUCAUGAUCGACAGCGUCUGCCCGCUCACGUGGGUGCAGCCGUCGGGCGGCCGCAACAUGCCCACCAUCCAGGCCGUGGCGUCGCAGCACGUCUUCACGCCCACGACCAAGCAGGAGACGAAGGACAAGGUGACGAGGUGUUUUGCCGACGCGUCGGAAAUGGUUUCCAAGUGGGAGAUGCCGGCUUGGGAGGACCACAGCCCGCCGCCGCCUGCUAUCCUCCUAAGGGCCGUCGACCCCGUCCCGAUGGAGGGUGACGGCGUUGCGCGGGUCGAUCUGGCGCGGUCGGAUAAGUCUCUACAGUGGGAUCGGUACAGGAAGGACUGGUUGGUGAGGGUGGUCGACAUACCGGGACAUCACUUCAACGUCUUUUCUUUCAAGAAUGUUGAGUAUUUGUCUACCGCUGUGAGAGAGGCCUGCGAAACUUUGGAGCGGAUGCCUUUGCCAUAA